Molecule: messenger RNA, 1617 nt
Organism: Penicillium brasilianum
Lineage: Eukaryota; Fungi; Ascomycota; Eurotiomycetes; Eurotiales; Aspergillaceae
Source: the annotation of a GenBank genome assembly
AUGGCAUCCGCCGAUCAAGCCCCCUCGGAAAAGACUAUUACAGAGUCCGUCGCUUCGGCCAACUUGAAUGACAGACCCAAGGAGAUGAUCGAUGAGCCAUCAAGCGCAUCGUCAAUUGAAGCCAACCACGACGCCCCUAUUGAUGCAGACGAUGUCGAAGCAAACGUCCAGCGAACGAUCACAAGGAAGCUCUUCCCCGUCACGGACCUAGAUCGCGGAAUCGUGGGCUGGGAUGGCCAAGAUGACCCCGAGAACCCCCAGAAUUUCGCCAUGGGUCGGAAAUGGGGUCUUUUGGCGUUGAUGAGUGCCAUUACGUUCGUUUCGCCGCUGGCAUCGAGUAUGUUCUCGCCAGCUGUAAGUUACGUUGCCAUCGAUCUGGAUGUGACCAAUGAGACUAUUCUGGCCUUGAGUGUCAGUAUCUUUUUGAUCGGAUAUACGGUCGGGCCGCUCGUCAUCGCCCCUAUGAGCGAGAUCUACGGCCGCCGGAUCGUGCUUAGCUGCGCAAACUGGUUCUUCGUGGUGUGGCAGAUUGGCUGUGCUCUGGCCCCGAAUAUCCAAACUCUGAUCAUCAGCCGCUUGUUCGCUGGCAUGGGCGGCGCAGGAUGUCUAACCCUCGGUGCGGGUCUGAUUGCCGACCUGUUCCCCGUCGAGCAACGAGGUAUGGCCACCGCCUUGUGGAGUUGCGGUCCCUUGAUCGGCCCCGUUGCUGGUCCCAUUGCGGGUGGUUUCAUCGGCGAGACGAUCGGCUGGCGUUGGGUCUUUUGGGUGGUCAUGAUCGCGGCGGGGGUGGUCUCGUUUGGCAUUGAGAUCUUGAACCGGGAGACUUAUGCUGCCGUUUUGAUUCGCCGCAAGACCGAACGUCUGUCGAAGGAGCUGGGUCGCAGCGAUCUCCGUAGCGCUUAUGAGCCCAAUCGGGAGCGGGUGUCCGUCGCAUCUGCCAUGAAAGUGGGCUUGAAGCGUCCGAUUCUUCUUCUUGUCAAAUCGCCCAUCGUGCUGCUUCUCUCCCUCUAUAUGGCCGUGGUCUACGGUCUGCUCUACCUCUUCUUCACCACUAUCCCCAGUGUCUUUAAGAACCAAUAUGGUUUCUCCACGGGCCUCAGUGGAUUGGCCUACCUGGGCAUCGGCUUCGGCUUUGUUAUUGGUCUGGUCCUAUACGGAGUGACCAACGACCGUGUCGUCUUGAAGCUCACACAACGCAACGGCGGCAAAUAUGAGCCGGAGAUGCGUCUGCCGGCGAUGAUCGUCUUCGCCUGUUUCCUGCCAAUCAGUUUCUUCUGGUACGGGUGGACGGUCGAUCAAGACGUGCACUGGAUCGCGCCCAUCAUCGGUAUGAUGCCGUUUGGCGUGGGGAUGAUGGGGGUAUAUCUCCCGAUCCAGACGUACGUCAUUGACAGCUACCAGGCGUAUGCGGCGUCGGCCAACGCGAGUCUCACCACCAUUCGCUCUCUGGUGGGCGCCGUGCUUCCAUUGGCUGGACCCAAACUGUUCGCGACUCUCGGUCUGGGCUGGGGCAAUUCACUGCUGGGGUUUAUUGCGCUUGCGUUCGUACCCGUGCCGAUCAUUUUCUCACGGUAUGGGCAGCGAAUUCGUGAGAAAUUCCCCGUGAAUCUGGAUUGA